This is a messenger RNA of Nylanderia fulva, 886 nucleotides long. The record is from RefSeq and is a predicted model, not a curated record. NCBI's taxonomy places the organism in Eukaryota, Metazoa, Arthropoda, Insecta, Hymenoptera, Formicidae.
AUGUAUCACACUAUUUGCAGUAUGUCACGUUUGAAAUGAUACAUUUUUCUGAAUCGAUGCAACCACACGAAGAUGUGAUUAUUCAACGAUACAUUGACAAAUGUGUCAUGAUUUACGGUGUGUCUCUAUUUACAUUAUAUAUAAGUACCUUAAUAUGCGUCAUUGCAGUACCGUUAGUAAUGGAUCAACCGUUUCCAAUGCCACUUGAAUAUCCAUUCAAUGUGUACGAUCAGCCGCUAAGAACUAUUAUCUACUUACAUCACGUUGUAGUCGGAAUGCAUGUAACAGGGCAAUUAUGUACCAAUUUUUUAAUGGGUCUUUUACUUUGGGUCAUAUCUGCAAGAUUGGAAAUAUUGGCCAAUGAACUGCGGAAAACUACAGAUAUUUACGAUUUGGUCAAAUGUAUUAGAAAGCAUCAGUACUUACUCAAGUGUGCAACUGAAGUUACUUUUGCUGCUCGGCCUUUCGCAUUUACAACUAUAUGUUGUAGUACAAUUUGCACAAUAAUAAUCCUUCUUUUAUUUCUUACCGUAAUUAAACAGACUGAAUCUAUGACAAUGAUAUACCAAUAUAUUGGUUUAAUUAUAUCCUCCUUGUCAGAAGUAUUCAUGUAUACAUGGCCAGCAGAAAAUUUAAUUCACAGAAGCCAAGAUAUCGGACAAACAGCAUUUGAUAUGCCUUGGUACGAUCAAUCAAUUAAAUUACGUAAAUGUCUACAAAUUAUUAUACGAAGAAGUCAAAAGCCAAUAACAGUUUCAAUUCCUUGUGUUAUGCCUGCAUUAUCUCUUAGCUACUUCACAUCGGUGAGAAAUAUUUUGAAUUGAUUGAAUUGAUUAACUAUAUAGCUAUCGUAUAUAUCGAUCGCGCGCCUGUUUUCUAGCUAUCA